This is a messenger RNA of Lactuca saligna, 372 nucleotides long. NCBI's taxonomy places the organism in Eukaryota, Viridiplantae, Streptophyta, Magnoliopsida, Asterales, Asteraceae. The record is from the annotation of a GenBank genome assembly.
AUGACAAGAAAGGGAACCCUGAUAAGGUGUAGUAUUUGCAAGGAACCAGAUCAUAACAAUAAAAAGUGUCCAUCUAAGCAGCAAACAAAUACAUCAGCGGCACCAAGUGCAUACAGGGGUAGUGGAACAGGACCAAGUCCACCAGCAGCAACAUUAGCAGCCCAACCACCUCAUCCACCACCAGCAACAGUAGCCCAACCACCUCCACCACCACCAUCAGCAACAACCCAUCCACCUCUAUCACCACCACCACCAGAAGCAACCCAACCACCUCCACCACCACCUGGUGUAAGUCUUGUCCCAAGAAGAAGGGCCCAAUUGGUAGAAGUGGACAGAGGCAAUAUUCUGAAAGGAUUGUCAAAAUGGCAUUGA